Messenger RNA from Serpula lacrymans var. lacrymans S7.9, 1626 nucleotides. RefSeq lists its product as uncharacterized. The transcript is spliced from 9 exons. Gene Ontology annotation, molecular function: O-methyltransferase activity. The record is from RefSeq and is a predicted model, not a curated record. NCBI's taxonomy places the organism in Eukaryota, Fungi, Basidiomycota, Agaricomycetes, Boletales, Serpulaceae. The coding region runs from base 1 to 1404 and encodes 467 amino acids.
AUGACCUCCCCUCUGCGUGCCCUCCUUAAAAUCAUAUCUGAUUCAGUGGAUGCAAUCGAACGUAGUUGUGAAGAGCGGGGUGCUGUUUUUCCGUCCCUCGAUGAUGCAUAUUCACCAGAGAAAGAAAGAGCGGUGCAAGGUGCUGCAGUGGAACAGGCGGCCACUCUGAUCACUUCCGCUGCCUACCAGCUGAUUGCAGCAGUUCAACAACCACAGACCUCAAUAUUCGCCGCAAUGGGCUCGUAUUAUCUUCCUGUAAGUCUCAGAGCAGCGAUAGAAACCAAUACAGUCGAAAUUCUUCGUGAAGCUGGGCCGCAAGGACUACACGUCAAGGAUAUCGCAAGUAAGGCCAACGUUGACUCUACUAAACUCUCGCGAUUUUUGCGGUAUCUUGCCACGUACCAUAUCUUCAAGGAGGUUGCACCAGAUGUCUUUGUCAACAAUCGCUUGUCAUCUGUCUGCGAUACGGGGAAGUCUGUCUCAGAGCUAUUCGAAAAGCCUCUGGAAAAGCACCAUGGUACUAACGGAUUAUCAGCACUGAUCGGUCAUUGCACAGACGAAGACUACAAAGGUGCAGGAUAUGCUGUUGAACAUUUACAGGAUUCAAAGACAGCUUUCGACGACGGACCUAUUAAUACCCCUAUGAUGCGAGCAUUUAAUUAUGAUAAGGGAGUCUGGUCUUGGUUCGAACAACCAUUCAACACCUUGCGAUUCAAGCGAUUCGGUGUUGCUAUGGAUGGUGUCAACAGCGUUCAACCAGUAGAAUCCAUCCUUAAAGGUUUUGCUUGGGACUCAUUAGUGCCUGGAGAUGUAGUAGUGGAUGUCGGCGGAGGGAUAGGGGUUUCGAGUCUGACUUUGGCAAAGAAUUACCCUAAUUUGAAGUACAUCGUGCAAGAUAGGCCCUCGGUAGUUGUAGAAGGCCAGAAGCAUUGCGAGCAGAUAUUUCCAGAAGCGCUGAAAACUGGGUGUAUCGAAUAUCAGUCACAUGACUUUUUUGACGUACAGCCCAGGAACGAUGUGAAAGUCUUUGUGCUCAAGCAAAUCAUGCACGACUGGUCCGACGAAUAUAUCACCCGCAUUCUUCGACGUCUUCGUGCUGCUGCAAGUUCGGAGACGAAGCUACUGGUGAUCGACAGCAUAAUACCAUAUUCGUGCCCGGACGAAACUACAGUCGGCGACUUCAAGUUUCGUUCUCCUCCUGAGCCUCUUCUCGCAAAUAUGGGGGCUGCUAAUAUCGCACCUUACAUCGUUGAUCUUUCGAUGUACGUGCACUUCAAUGCGAUGGAGAGGACCUUGGUGCAGAUUGUGAAUCUGUUGAACGAGGCGGGUUGGAAGUUGGUUCAGGUGAACACUACAGAUAACAUAGGAAGUCACCUGCCUCAUAUGGUAGCCAUACCAGUGUAGUCUUAAAAUUGUGCUGCAGAUCUCGUAAAUUAUCAACCUCCUCUCUGAGUAAAGAGUAUGAUAUAAUUUCACUGGAUAAAUUUUCCCUGGCCAAUCCAUGUUGUAUGCUCGCUGAAUUGCUCUGUUAGCCAUUGCAUAGGGACAUCAUAGAAGCUUGAUGUGAUAAGUUAUGUUGUUUGUAGAAUAGAUAAAAAAUCAUUAAUUAAACUCUGCCUUACCAUU